Messenger RNA from Oreochromis niloticus (Nile tilapia), 1287 nucleotides. Its product is annotated as zinc finger BED domain-containing protein 1-like. Gene Ontology annotation, molecular function: protein dimerization activity. Bases 1 to 1287 code for a protein of 428 amino acids. Lineage: Eukaryota; Metazoa; Chordata; Actinopteri; Cichliformes; Cichlidae. The transcript is spliced from 7 exons. The record is from RefSeq and is a predicted model, not a curated record.
AUGGAGAGAUUGGGAGGAGACGUCCUAGGGCCUUUCCCCAUCCCCGAGGCAGGGAACCGGCGCGUGUCGGUGGCCAGGGACUGCUACAGGAGGCUGAGGGAGCGGCCACGAGUGGUUCAUGACUACACCCGCCAGGCCCAGACAGAUGUUGCUUUGAAAAAUUUGGACUUUCUAAAAGUGGGAUGCUUUGCUCAUACCCUCAACCUGGCAGCACAAAAGGUGUAUGACAUUCCUGCAGUUUCCAGCUGGUGUGCCAGAAUCUGUUCAGUUGUGGUGUGGCUCAAACGUUCAUCCUUGCGCAAAACUGUGCUCAGAGAAAAGCAGCGAAUCCUGAAUUUGCCAGAGCACAAUGUCAUUCUUGAUGUUAAGACGCACUGGAAUUCUCUCUUCCUGAUGGUGGAGAGAUUUAUGGAGCAGUUUGAUGCAAUCCAGGCAGCUGCUCUGGAUCAACAGCUGAGGAAGCCUGUGGAGAAGGACAAGCUAGAAAGGUUCACGCACACUGAUUUAAUGAAGGCAGAGGAGUUUAUUAAGUGCAUGCAAGUCCUGUACACGUCAAGCAUGUGUGUGUCAAGUGACGAGUCACCCACAUGCAGCCAAAUCAUCCCCAUCCUGGCCAAGCUGGAGGCACAUUUCAGACGAUGUGAUGAAGACAGUUUUUUCACCUCUUCAAUAAAAGAGAAAGUCUGGGGUAGUCUGCAGAAAAGAUAUCAGGAUGAAAACCUUCAGAAAUUUCUGAAGGAGGCCACGAUGAUGGACCCACGUUUUAAAGGCAGGCUAGAUGGUGAGGCAGCUACUGACAUCUGGGACAGGUUGGAGAAGGCAGCAGUUGCAAAUGCCACAGCAGCAGUUGCACAGCCUCCCACCGAGGACCCCAAAGCACACAGCGAGGUGGAUGAUGCUGACAUGGACAAGCCAGAAAAAUAUCUAAGAAAGAUCCAGAAGUCACCCUCAGAAAAGCUGUUUGAGGAUGAGGACAGAGAGCUUCAACAGGCUGCUUCUCAAGCGGGUAGAUUCCCCUCAAUCACAGAGCAGGUACAGAAGGAGCUUGAAAUAUACAAAAGACUGCCAGGAAUUACCUCUGGACAAGACCCUGUGGCCUGGUGGUGGAGUAAGAGGGAUACACUCCCCAAUUUAUCUGCCCUAUCAGAAAAAUACUUGUGUGUCCCAGCCUCAUCAACGCCUUCUGAAAGAGUUUUCUCUUGUGCUGGGCAUGCCAUCAGCCAAGAGCGAUGCUGUAUAGCUCCAGAGAAAGCUAAUAUGAUUAUCUUUUUGCAAAAAACCAGCUAA